UAUGACUGGUAAAAUUAUUAAAGACAUCUAAUAGAUUAAUUAGAGGAAAGAGCCUAAAGAAUUUUUGGAAAAUUAUAGUCUCUUUAAAAUAAUGUAGAAGGAGAGAAAUAAUCAAAAUUCAAAUUGAUUCUUGGUUAUUUGUAAAGUGUUGAAUUGGCUAUAGAAGAUGUUUAAUAGUAAAAGAAUUAAAAGUUUUAGGAUAUGGCAGAAAAAGUAUAACUAAUUUUAUAAAAAGUAUAGUUAUAGAGACUGAAAUCUAUUGUUGAUAGUGAAAAAGAAGCUAGAGAUUAAUUAGAUGAGAAGAUGAGAAAAGAAAUUCUUUAAGUUGAAAAGAAUUCCAAAAACCUUUUAAAUAGUUUUAGCAAAGAAAGAUUGGAAACAGAAAAAAGAGUAUUUCAAAAUCUAUCUCAAUAAAUUGAUUAAUUAUCAAUAGAAAUAUAGAAAGAAUAUCAUUAAAAAUCAGAAACUUAAAAUAGAUUAUUAGAGAUUUAAAAUGGUAAUUUUUUUAUAACUAAUGCAAAAAGAAUAAAUACCCUUAUUUUAUUAAGAUAUAGAGUAAGAAAUUAGAAUAAGAGAAGAAAUUGAGGAUAAAAUUGCAUAAUAAUUUAAUGAAUAAUUAAAUGAACUCAAAAGAAUAUUUGAUGUUUAAUAAAAAUAAAGAGAAUAAAGAGAGGAAGAAAUAAUAGCAAUUCUUAAAAAAAUUUAUUAGAAUGCCUAUGAUGUUUGUAAAAGAAAUAGAACUGAAAGAGAAAGAAAUGAAGAUUUAUUUGUUAAAUUAGUUGAAUAAGUAGUUGAAAAAAUUAAAAGAGAGAUAAUUGAUUCUGAUUUUUGA
Messenger RNA from Paramecium pentaurelia, 832 nucleotides. Lineage: Eukaryota; Ciliophora; Oligohymenophorea; Peniculida; Parameciidae. The record is from the annotation of a GenBank genome assembly.